This is a messenger RNA of Trachemys scripta elegans, 856 nucleotides long. RefSeq names its product myosin light chain 7 (gene MYL7). Gene Ontology annotation, biological process: cardiac muscle tissue development; heart contraction. The record is from RefSeq and is a predicted model, not a curated record. Gene Ontology annotation, molecular function: calcium ion binding. The transcript is spliced from 8 exons. Gene Ontology annotation, cellular component: cytoplasm; myofibril. Lineage: Eukaryota; Metazoa; Chordata; Testudines; Emydidae. The coding region runs from base 103 to 786 and encodes 227 amino acids.
CUGUUCUGCUCCUAAUUUAGCUACCUGGGUGAUAAGCAGCAGUAUAUAGCGGAGCCCAGCCACCCCCUCGCUGCGGAGGAGCUGCGGAGCUGACACAGCAGGAUGGCCAGCCGGAAAGCCGGGACCCGAAGCAAAGCUGCUGCCAAGCGUGCCCAGAGGGGCUCCUCCAACGUCUUCUCCAUGUUUGAGCAGUCUCAGAUCCAGGAGUUCAAGGAGGCAUUCAGCUGCAUCGACCAGAACCGUGACGGCAUUAUCACGAAAUCAGACCUGAAGGAGACCUAUUCCCAGCUUGCCCUGUGGUGCCAAUGCUCCGUCCCCCCACCCCGCCCCAGAGCAUCGGCCUACCCCUGGUGUCUGAGGAAGAGGGGAGCCCUCGGAGCAGGAGAAAGGCAGGGAAUUCUCAACCACCACAGGUCUAUGGGCUGGUGCCCAGUAAAGGAGGGUCCUGCCAGGAAAUUGAACAUGAAGGAUGAGGAGCUGGACGAGAUGCUGAAGGAGGGGAAGGGCCCCAUCAACUUCACUGUCUUCCUCGCACUCUUCGGGGAGAAGCUGAAUGGCACCGACCCGGAGGAAUCCAUCCUCAACGCUUUCAAACUCUUCGACCCCGACGGAACCGGCCACGUGAACAAGGACGAGUUUAAGCAGCUCCUGCUGACCCAGGCAGACAAGUUCACCCCGGAGGAGGUGGAGCAGAUGUUCGUGGUGACGCCCAUCGACGUGGCAGGAAACAUUGAUUACAAAUCCCUCUGUUACAUCAUCACCCACGGCGACGAGAAGGAGGACUGACAGGUGAUGCGGACAAUCAGCAUGUGUCCCACGCCUAGCGCCAUUGAAAUAAAAGCCCAAGCCCAUCAAA